UUCUUCCCUCUUGUGUGCCCUCAUCGUUUUCAUGGAGUUCAUCAUUCGAAACGUAGAUUUUGGAGUGACUGAAUACGAGGUCACAAAACAGAUCGCAGAGGUUCUGCAUGCGUGCCCCGGCCCAUUUGUGUCGGAUGCCGAUGCGCAACAGCGUCUCAUCAACUUUAGAGUCACACUCGAAAAGAACGAGUGCGGAGGCGUUCGGAACAAAGGCUUCGGGUCACUUCAGCUGCCCUCUAAGGACGUAGGGCUGAAAUUCCGUCGGCUUGUUGACGGCGAAGAUGGUGUCACCAUCAAGGUCGGCAAAAAGCGUCUGAAAUUCAUCCCUACAACCAAGCACAUCCCAAACAAUAUGCUAGUCACCCUCGCAAAGGCCCCCUAUGUGGACCCUGAUAUCGCUCAGAAACGGCAGGAGAAGAUCGAUGCCUUAAGUUCUGAUUUUCGAAUCGCUUUACUACAAAUCGGCACAUUCUAUCGCCCCCAAGGUGCUAGCCCAUCAGACCCACGUGCCUUCAGUGUGGAAUGGCAGUCCAAUCUUCUCGACGGGCUUGGGUGGUUGAACUUCGAAUACGAACACAAACUAAUCCGUGCGAAGGUUGGUGAUCCGGCGCGAGGCGAAUUGUUAUACAGCCUUAUCGUUACCUUCACCAAUAUCAACAAAAUGGCUGUGGGCUAUGACUUUGGUAAUCAAUACAUAUGCUUCGAUUUGUUCACACCACCGAUCGUCGAACGAGAGGACUUUAACAGAACCCUUACCGGAACAUACUCUGAUAAGAAGAAUUAUCGCGAACGUGUUGGUGCUAUACAUCCAGGUCACGCGCAAAUUGCUCCGUACGCUCACCACAUACGCAUCAUCCUCUCCGAACGAGGAGAUCUGGAUAAGUUCCAGCAGUUCUGUAAAAUCGCAGAGCUUCGUCCUCCGGUCUCCGGAGUCAGCAUCGAAGCUAACUGCCAGGGAUUUUUCACGAGCAAAAAACUGGCUUUGGUGCAAAGAUGGUUGAUAUCAUUGAGCUCAAACUGGCCUGUAGCGUUUCAGAUCGAGGCCCUACUCCGAAAUGGUGUUGCAAAUACAAAGGAACUCGAGGAUUUGCGCCCUAGGAUCGAUGAGCUGAUUCGGCGUCACCGGCCAUUUGCUGCAGCCAUCAUGCGAUACUUUGUGAAAAAAGCUGCGGCUCGUCCUUCAGGCCAAACAAUUCACAAGUGCUUCGAGCUGGUGGUACAGGAGAAGCUCGGGAAUGUCCGGCCCGAGGCGCCUGCUGGCCGCUUUUAUUGUCAUCGUGUUACAGUCACUCCGACUCGGCUCAUUCUCGAAGGGCCCAACAUACUGCAAUCGAAUCGCGUUAUUCGUGAGUACGAAGGCUAUGAAGGCAACUUCAUUCGAGUCGACUUUCGUGACGAGGAUCGUCUCCAGUAUCGCUGGGAUAGGGAAGUAGAUGGGGCGAGCUUCGUCAGGCACCGCGUCGGAGGCUUGCUGAAGGAUGGUUUUGAGCUUGCGGGAAAACAUUUCGAUUUCUUAGCAUAUUCUUCCUCUGCAUUGAGGGAGCAUGCUGUUUGGUUCGUUAGCUCCUUCCAGCACGACACCAAAGGACUGGUCACCGCGCACACGAUAAGAAGUAGCUUAGGAGACUUCGGCGGAUGCAUCCAUUCCCCCUCGAAGUAUGCUGCCCGGAUGGCUCAAGCCUUUACGGCGACAGAUCCAUCGGUCAAGAUCCACCGCUCGCAGUGGUCGGAAAUGCCUGAUAUCGUCGAAAACGGUGUUAUGUUUUCUGACGGUGUCGGCACCGUCAGUGAUGAACUUGGUGAUUUAAUCUGGCAAACUCUCUGCAAUGCUCGGCGGGAUGGUGGUGCGCAUGCAGUGAAACCUUCGGCUUACCAAAUCAGAUUCCUUGGCUUCAAAGGUGUCGUGGCUAUUGACAAGCAACUCAAGGGAAUCCAACUUUGCCUGCGAGAAAGUAUGAACAAGUUCAAGGAUCAUGGAGAAGAAUAUGCUAUGAUAGAGAUUGCUCGUCCCGUCGUAAAACCCAACACUCCUCAUCUUAACAGACCUUUGGUCACAGUUCUAGAAGACCGAGGUGCCUCAAAAGAUACCUUUAUGGAGCUGCAGCAAAAGGUUGUUGCGGAAGCACGCACAGCUCACGACUCAGUCAAUCUCUUUGCGGCGCUCUUGGAAAGCCACGGAUUGUCUCAAUCUUUCCGACUGGCAUCGACGUUACGGAGACUUAACACCCUCGGUCUAGAGUUGAGCCCUACACAUCUUCAACAGAACAUUGACACCCCCUUUCUGGCACAAUUACGAGCCUGUGCCAUCAACCACGUACUGCGAGCAGUCAAACAUGAUGCACGCAUUCCAAUUCCUAACAGCUACAUGCUGAUGGGUGUCACGGAUGAGGGGCCUGCCUACGAGAAAAAAGGCCACACGAACGUCUUCAAGCUGCCUCCCGGUAAGAUAUAUGCGUGUGUUCACAAGCCAGGGGAUAAUGAGCCCAUAUGGCUUCAUGGGCCUUGUAUGGUCUCGAGGAGUCCUGUCAUACAUCCAGGCGACGUUCAGCAGUCAUAUGCCAUCGGAAAACCUCCGAGUGAUAAACUCUGCCUUUUUGGCCAUCUGAAGAAUGUUGUUGUAUUUUCAUCCACUGGCGCAACUUGUUUGCCAAACUCGCUCGGCGGUGGCGAUCUUGACGGCGAUCUCUAUGAGAUUAUACAGCAUCCACCCUUGAUCCUCCCAGAUCAUUAUGAUCCAGCGUCUUAUCCUUCGGGGAAACCUUUCACGAUCGAACGACCCAGCACAAUUGAUGACGUGUGUAAUUUUGUUGUGGAAUAUAUCAACUCAGAUGUUGUGGGGCUGGUGUCCGACAAGCACAUCACUAUUGCAGAUCAAGCUAGCGACGGAACGUUCAACGAGGCAUGCCUGAAGCUUGCUGCCCUUCAUAGCCAAGCUGUUGACUAUCCAAAGAACGGAUGGAAGGUCAACAUCGAAGAUAUUCCUCGCAGCCUCAUCCCCUACAAACCUGAUUGGCAUGCAGCAGAGGUGGAAUCUCCCCGACCAACAGAUUAUUACGAGUCCGACCGGGCCUUGGGCCACCUAUAUCGCAACAUCAAGCUCGACGAUAUACCCACUUACGUUCCUCAGCAGCUAAAAAAGCCACUGAGUGAUGUUAUCUCCGUUACACUUCGUCCUUUAGUUGAACGACAGCUAAAGCGUCGUGAGAGACCUUCGACACUCGAGGUCUCAAUGAAUAGUAUAUACUCGGCAUACAUGGACGAACUCAUCUACGUUGCAACCUGUCACACACUCUCACGAGUGCCCGGUGCGCGCCUGCUCGAGGAGGAGAUCGUCGUCGGAACUAUCCUUGCAAAGUGUUCUCAAAAAGGAUUUAAAAAUGAUCGGACAUAUGCAAUGAGAGAAUGCAUUUCGGUCCUCAUUCACGAUAUUCGAAACAGAAUGCUACCGGAGAGUAUGAAGAACGCGUCGCUCGACGAAGUGCGGGAUGGCUUAGAGAACGGGUGGUCUGCUUGGGCGCUGAGUCACGAGAAGUACAAAGAGAGUCACGAGAAUGGAAAAGAGAGUCGCGAGAAUGGAAAAGAGGGUUAUGGCGCGCAAAGUUUUGGUUUGGUUGCGUUGGGAAUCGUGCUGGACUGCCUGGAGCAGUUGCAGGAACUGCCCUCAACAUCAGCUUAGGAUAUCGAUAUCAUUGUACAAUGUAUAGGCUCAGUUCGUACUUAGAGGAGUACUAGGAAAGAUGGCACCGAUGAGUUAUUAGGUCACAUGA
Suillus subalutaceus is the source of this 3767-nucleotide messenger RNA. Its product is annotated as RNA dependent RNA polymerase-domain-containing protein. Lineage: Eukaryota; Fungi; Basidiomycota; Agaricomycetes; Boletales; Suillaceae. The record is from RefSeq and is a predicted model, not a curated record. Gene Ontology annotation, biological process: siRNA processing. Gene Ontology annotation, cellular component: nuclear RNA-directed RNA polymerase complex. Gene Ontology annotation, molecular function: RNA-directed RNA polymerase activity. The coding region runs from base 32 to 3676 and encodes 1214 amino acids. The transcript is spliced from 14 exons.